GUUCCUUUUUGUAUAUAUAUCCAUUUGAACACCUCUUUCUCUGCAACUCAUCUUCUUACAUAUCACUCACUAAAAUGGAGACUCAACUUCACAUGUUCUUGUUCCCUAUCAUGGCUCCCGGCCACAUGAUUCCCAUGGUCGACAUGGCUAAAUUGCUUUCUUCUCGUGGUGUCAAGAUCACCAUCGUCACAACCCCUCUCAAUUCCAUCUCCAUCUCUAAUUCAAUCCACAAUAACUCCAAAUCCAUCUCUCCACCUCCCAAAAUUCAUCUUCUCAUCCUCAAAUUCCCUUCUGCUGAAGUUGGCUUACCAGAUGGCUGUGAAAAUCUCGACUCCGUUACCGGCAAUGCUAUGAUCCCCAAAUUCAUCUCCGUUUGCAAUUUGCUCCAAACCCCAUUUGAGGAAGCUGUUAUGGAACAUCGCCCCCAUUGUAUUCUAGCUGAUAUUUUCUUCCCUUGGGCCAACGAUGUUGCUGCCAAAUUUGGGAUCCCCAGACUCACUUUCCAUGGCACUGGCUUUUUCUCCACCUGUGCUUCGGAGUUCAUAAGGAUUCACGAGCCUUACAAACAUGUUUCAUCGGAAACAGAGCCUUUUCUCAUUCCUUGUCUACCCGGAGAGAUUACUUUCACAAAGAUGAAACUUCCUGAAUUCAUGUGGGAGAAUUACAAAAAUGAUCUCAGCGAAUUUAUGAAGAGAGCUUUUGAAGCAAGCUCUAAGUGUUAUGGGCUGAUUAUGAAUAGUUUCUACGAGUUGGAGGCGGAGUAUGCAGAUUGCUAUAGAAAUGUUUUUGGAAGAAAGGUGUGGCAUAUUGGCCCACUUUCUUUAUGUAAUAAGGACAUUGAAGAAAAAGCUCAGAGAGGAAACAAAUCCGCCAUUGACGAACACGAGUGCUUGAAAUGGCUCGACUCCCAGAAACCCAAUUCAGUAGUGUAUGUGUCUUUUGGAAGUAUGGCGAAAUUCAACGCUGAUCAGUUGAAGGAGAUUGCAAUUGGGCUUGAAGCUUCAAGAAAAAAUUUUAUAUGGGUCGUGAGAAAAGUGAAAGGGGAUGAAGAAAAAGGAGAGGAUAAGGAUUGGUUACCAGAAGGGUACGAACAAAGAAUGGAAGGAAAAGGGAUGAUUAUAAGAGGAUGGGCACCGCAAGUUUUGAUAUUGGAUCAUCCAGGGGUGGGUGGUUUUGUGACACACUGUGGCUGGAAUUCCACGUUGGAAGGAGUAGCUGCCGGAGUUCCGAUGGUGACGUGGCCGGUGGCAGCAGAGCAAUUUUACAACGAGAAACUAUUGACAGAGGUGUUGAAAAUUGGAGUUGGUGUUGGGGUACAGAAAUGGGUGAGAACUGUGGGGGAUUUCAUUAAAAGUGAAGCUGUGGAGAAGGCAAUAAGGAGAGUUAUGGAAGGAAAAGAAGCAGAGGAGAUGAGAAACAAAGCUAAAGAAUUGGGUGAGAUGGCGAAAAAGGCUAUCACAGAAAAUGGAUCGUCUUACUCUGAUUUGGAAGCUUUGAUUAAGGAAAUGAAAUCUUUUGCAUCUUGAAAUUCAUUCAGUUUUCUAAUUGGCUGCAACGAUAACGUUGAAUAAGAAAACAACGUGUGAUUUUUAAACUCUAUAAUAUGAAUAUUCAAAGUGCAUGAUCUCGAAUCUCCAACCUCUUCCUUUGACGAAGAAGGAUCAAAGCAUUAAAGCAACUGAUUCACUUAAUCAAUUAAGUUAUAAUAUAACUGUGGAGUUGUUAACUUUA
Cucumis sativus (cucumber) is the source of this 1731-nucleotide messenger RNA. RefSeq names its product scopoletin glucosyltransferase. Gene Ontology annotation, molecular function: UDP-glycosyltransferase activity. The transcript has a single exon. The coding region runs from base 75 to 1526 and encodes 483 amino acids. The record is from RefSeq and is a predicted model, not a curated record. Lineage: Eukaryota; Viridiplantae; Streptophyta; Magnoliopsida; Cucurbitales; Cucurbitaceae.